Pseudoliparis swirei is the source of this 5672-nucleotide messenger RNA. RefSeq names its product adenylate cyclase 1a (gene adcy1a). The record is from RefSeq and is a predicted model, not a curated record. The transcript is spliced from 21 exons. Gene Ontology annotation, biological process: adenylate cyclase-activating G protein-coupled receptor signaling pathway; intracellular signal transduction; cAMP biosynthetic process. Gene Ontology annotation, cellular component: plasma membrane. Lineage: Eukaryota; Metazoa; Chordata; Actinopteri; Perciformes; Liparidae. Gene Ontology annotation, molecular function: adenylate cyclase activity. Bases 1 to 3426 code for a protein of 1141 amino acids.
AUGAAUGGCCGGAACAUGGAGGAGAAGCCAUUGGAAAGAGUCAAGACCCGGCGGAGGAAGGGUCACUGCCCGUCCGGUCCACCCCUGGGCGCCCUAACCUGCGAGGACGAGUUCAACAGCCAGGAGCUGGAGGCUCUCUUCCAGAACUACAACCUGAAGCUUGAGCAGACCGCCACCCUCAAAGCGCUGGCGGUGCUCAUCGUGGCUGCGUCGUCGCUGUCCCUGGUGGAGCUGCUGUCCAGUUCGCAUCUCACGUUGUCCAAGGGCUCGUACCCGGUGCACUGUGUGGUGUUCCUGUCGCUGUUCAUCGUCACCAACGUCAAAUACCAACAGGUGACGCAGCUGCAGCAAAUAGCUAAGCUGGCCCUGCUGUUCAGCUUCACCUUUGCGCUCCUCUGCUGUCCGUUCCCGCUGGCGCUCGGCACGUCGGAGCUGCUGCGCGCCGCUGCCCCUGAGCAAGGCGUGUGGCAGCUCAUGCUGGUCACCCUCGUGGCUUACGUGCUGCUGCCGGUGCGGACCCUGCUGGCUGUGUUGUUCGGGCUGAUGCUGGCUACAUCUCACUUCAUUGUCAUAGCGACGUCGUUCACGGGAAGGAAACAGAAACUGUGGAGACCGCUGGUGGCCAACGCGGUGCUGUUCACCAGCGUAAACUUGUCGGGGGUGUUUGUGAGGAUUCUCACCGAGCGCACCCAGAGGAAAGUCUUCCUGCAAGCCCGCGACAGCAUCGAGGCGAGGCUGCGACUGGAGGAUGAGAAUGAGAAGCAGGAACGUCUGCUAAUGAGCUUACUGCCCAGGAAUGUUGCCAUGGAGAUGAAGGAGGACUUCCUGAAGCCGCCUGAACGGCUAUUUCACAAGAUCUACAUCCAACGUCAUGACAAUGUCAGCAUCCUGUUUGCAGACAUUGUGGGUUUCACCAGCUUGGCCUCUCAGUGCACUGCUCAGGAACUGGUCAAACUGCUCAACGAACUCUUUGGGAAGUUUGAUGAGCUGGCUACAGAGAAUCACUGCAGACGGAUAAAGAUCCUGGGGGACUGUUACUACUGUGUGUCAGGCCUGACCCAACCCAAGACAGACCACGCCCACUGCUGUGUGGAGAUGGGUCUGGACAUGAUUGACACAAUUGCGUCGGUGGUGGAGGCGACGGAGGUGGAUCUGAACAUGCGCGUUGGUCUGCACACUGGACGGGUGCUGUGUGGUGUUCUGGGCCUCAGGAAGUGGCAGUAUGACGUCUGGUCAAACGAUGUCACACUGGCAAAUGAGAUGGAGGCUGGAGGGCUGCCUGGCAAGGUGCACAUCACAAGUACUACCCUGGAGUGCUUGAACGGAGACUACGAGGUGGAGCCGGGCUUCGGCCAUGAGAGACACGCCUUCCUCCAGAAACACCACAUCGAGACGUUCUUCAUCGUGCCAUCACACAGACGCAAAAUCUUCCCCGGUCUUAUUCUGUCAGACAUCAAACCGGCCAAGAGGAUGAAGUUCAAGACGGUGUGCUACCUGCUGGUGCAGCUGAUGCACUGCCGGAAGAUGUUCAAGGCCGAGAUCCCCUUCUCCAGCGUCAUGACCUGCGAUGAUGACGACAAGCGGAGAGCCCUGCGGAACACGUCAGAGAAGAUGAGGACGUCCAUCUCCCCCACGGCCGUGCAGAACUCCCCAGGAUCACGAGUCAACCGCUACAUUGGGCGGCUCAUCGAAGCCCGGCAGACUGAGUCCGAGACGACGGACAUCAACUCCUUCACCCUGUUCUACAGGAGCAGAGACAAGGAGCGCAGGUACCACCAGGUGUACGACGACCAUUUCAUCAGUGCGGUGGUUCUCUCUCUGAUCCUCGCUGCUCUGUUUGGCCUUAUCUAUUUGCUAAUGAUCCCACAGGGGAUGCUGGUGCUAUUGCUGCUGCUGCUGUGUGUGUGUUUCCACAUGGCCUGUGUCAUGUACCUGCAGCUCACCAGCGUUCAGUGCCAACCGAGCUGCCUCACCAUCCAGAUCCGAGCAACGCUGUGUGUCUUCCUCGUUUUGCUCACCUACUCUGUUACCCAGGCCUGUGUGGUGGGAUGUGUUCCUUGGGGGAGGGUUGGGACAAACACCAGCCUCUCAGUGGAGGACUUCCCUGCAGACGCCAACAGCACCGCAGCGGACAGAGCGUGUACCAACAUGGCGUACUCCCUGCUGUCCUGCGUGGCCGGCACCCUCACUCUGGUCCCCUACAUCCGAGUCUCCUCGCUUCUCAAGAUCCUCCUGCUCCUCCUCCUCUCUGUCACCUACUCCGUCGUCAUGGAGACCAGCGGCUAUCGCCAAGCCGUGGGAGGAGGGUUCCUCCACUCACGGGGUUAUGAUCCUGUGUUGGCUGCUGUGCUGUUCUCCGGAGCUCUUGCUCUGCAUUCUAGACAGCUGGACCUCAAGCUGCGGCUCGACUACCUCUGGGCAACUCGGGCGGAGGAGGAGAGAUGCGACAUGGAGAAGGUGAAGCUGGACAACAAACGGAUCCUUUUCAACCUGCUACCGGCUCAUGUGGCUCAGCACUUCCUCAUGUCAAACCCCAGGAACAUGGUGAGCAUCCACAGACAUACAGACAGACAGACAUAUAAAAGCUGUCUGAACUUCUUUGCCCUCCAGGACCUGUACUACCAGUCCUACGCUCAGGUUGGAGUGCUGUUCGCCUCCAUCGCCAACUUCAACGACUUCUACAUCGAGCUGGACGGGAACAACAUGGGCGUCGAGUGCCUCAGGCUGCUCAAUGAGAUCAUCGCUGACUUUGAUGAGCUGAUGGACAAAGACUGCUACAGGGAUAUUGAGAAAAUCAAGACUAUUGGAAGUACAUACAUGGCUGCAGUAGGGCUGGUUCCUACAACUGCCUCCAAGUUGAAGAAGUCCGUCACCUCACAUUUAUGCACAGUGUCAGAUUUUGCCAUCGAUAUGUUUGACGUCCUGGAUGCCAUAAACUACCAGUCUUACAACGACUUCGUCCUCAGAGUAGGUAUCAAUGUGGGGCCAGUGGUGGCAGGAGUGAUUGGAGCCAGAAGACCUCAGUAUGACAUCUGGGGAAACACGGUGAACGUAGCCAGCAGGAUGGACAGCACUGGAGUACAAGGAAAGAUACAGGUGACUGAAGACGUCCAUCGCCUCAUGGCAGACUACUACGACUUUGUCUGCCGAGGCCAGGUCAGCGUGAAGGGCAAAGGUCAGAUGCUUACAUACUUCCUGGAAGGGCGCAGGAAAGGAAGCAGGCUGUCUCAGAUCCAGCACCAGUCCAGCAACGCCGAGCGCCGGUCCAGCGCGUUCACCCAUGGCAGCGUGUGCACCAGGCUCAGCCCCGCCCCCACCGUGACCACCUACGCUACCAGCAGAAGCCCGAGCCUGAGCAUGGCCAAACCAACCACCUCCGCCAGCACCAUCAGGUACCUGCCCACUGUCGCCAUGGCAACGGUGUGAUGGAUGCUGUCUCCAUGGCGAUUGUGGAAAAGAAGAAAUUGAGAGUGGAGGUGCGGAAACAGCGUGGAUCAGAACGUUUAUUUCAAAAGGAAAACUUAGAGCCGACCUCCACUCUUCUUCUACCGUCUGUGGGAGGGAGCCGAGACCCUGAUCACCUGGACUCGGGCCUGGACUCGGGCCUGGACUGCGUUUAGGACUGGAGUCUGAGGGGGCCCUCAAUCAGACUCUACCUCCACACUGAAGGCCUGUUUGUUGUUUCACGCCGCAUGGUGUUGUGAACAGGAUGCUUUUGCCACGUUGCUCUGGAACCAAUCAAAAGGCCAAGGCGACUCCCAAAAUUACAAAUACCUAAAUCAGCAUCAAUAUAAAAACAAUUGCCCAAUUAAUAGUGUAGCAGGCAACAACCACAUUCAGAAAUUAAUUUAGAAAUUUUAGCUGACCCUUUUCUCUCAGUAUGAAACCAAAUCAGCGCUGUUGCCUUAGCGACCACUCCUCACAAUGAGUUUCAUGCCUUUUUUUUUUGCUGCCUUUUAAAUUCUUUAUUGAUUUAUCGGACACCGAUUCAGAUGAAUUAACUUACAGGGGUAUUGUUGUCCGAGAUAUAUGUUUUUGCAGUGGAUGAAGCCAAAUGUAUAAUUGUAACUGGCAGUUAACGGUAUUAACUUGCCAAAAUAUGACAGGGCAUUGUCUUCAAUCACUACCUGGACGUUUAUGCCCCUUCACUUUAACCCUCCAACGGCACAUGAGGUAUCUCUUGAAUCCCUGAGCCGAGCCGCUCAGUGUCUUUAAGUGCAUGAUGCCACUGCUGCAUUUCAGUCUUGUUUGCCGUCUGUUUCCCUGUGAUGCUUGACUUCCAGAUUCUUCCUCGUCAAAGUGUAGCAAUAAAGCGGUUCGUCUUCUAUCUCAGCCCCUUGCAUGUAACCAGCUGGACCCUAUUUUGACCUGAUAGUGUAUGUAGCCAAUAGAGUGUGCGUAGCUAGCCACACCGGUCUGUAUCUCCGUGGAGUUGAAGCAUGACUUAGAACAACUUAUUUUCUGUAAUCGUGAGAGUGUGAUUCCUUCUUCGUGGAAUUCUAUUUAAAAAAAGAGAACUUUUUUUUCUUCUUUUUUUCCCGUGCUUAAGAAAUAGUUUCUAUGAUUAAGAUAUUCUGUUCUACUAUUUUUAUGAACUAAAAAGCUGCUCUGAAGAAGAAAACUGCCGUUUAUGAGGAGACACCCAAACCUCCGUGUCUGGCUUCCUCAUACAUAAUCAGAUGCUUUAUUGUAUUAUAGCAUGCUACUCACAACAGUGUGGCUUACCACAGCCAUUAACUCUCCUCUAAUCUGUUCUCGCAUGCACUGCCUGCAAGCUUGUGGCUCUUACAUGCAUGCUUUGAAGAAACAUUCAUACAGGCCGAGCAGAGACACAGUGACUCUUUUUUAAUGUAGUCCUCAUGCAUGCGCUUACGGUAGCGGUCCUCUUGAAUGUGAGCUGCUUUUUUGACCCAUGUCUUCUUCGUGAGCUAGGCGUGUGAAUCUUUUAAAGGACUUUUUCAGGACGGUUUGACAUCAGGCCGGGGGUCCCUCCUCCUCCUCCCCGCUCCUGCUGUAGUCAACAGGUAGCAGGUUUUCAAAUGUGUCAACCUAUUUUCAUAAACAUAUCAGAUGUUUUGGUGUUGAGCUGCACAACUGAAUGUGUGGCUACGGUUAUUGUGGAUUUCCUUUUGUUGAAUGUCUGUAUUUUUACUGUUUGAGCUGUUCUUUAACAGUUUUGUACCUCAAUGAUCAAAUGAUGGCAAAUGUGGAAAGAUUUAUUUGGAAACCAUAACUGACUGAACUUACCAUAUUUAAAAUAUAUUUAAAGUCUAUAUAGUAGCUUGGAAGCUUACUUUGAGUUUCUAAGAGAUUAAAAAUAAAUGUUUUUAUACACUUGCUUGAAACAGUUUAUGGAAAGUUGAUGAAAAGGAGUUAUGUACAAUAUUUUUUCCUGUAAAUUUGAUAUUUUCAUACUGUAUGAUACGGGUUUCAAUUGUUAUAUGUAGGUACUACUUGCUAUUAUUGUACACUGUAGAGUCUUUUUCAGAGAUGUAUGAUAGAUGAUCCGUAUUUUGUCAAGUUCUUUUGUUGAAGAAGUAUUUAUUGAGAUAACAUUACAUUACAUGUUUUAUGUAAAUGUACAUUUUGUUAAAGACGAUAUUUUAUACUAAGUGUUUGCACUGCGAUGAUAUGGACGUAUCAUGAUUAUAAGAAUAAAGAGUAAAAAAGUG